This is a messenger RNA of Cotesia glomerata, 765 nucleotides long. RefSeq lists its product as uncharacterized. The transcript has a single exon. The record is from RefSeq and is a predicted model, not a curated record. Lineage: Eukaryota; Metazoa; Arthropoda; Insecta; Hymenoptera; Braconidae. Bases 1 to 765 code for a protein of 254 amino acids.
AUGGGGUACAUAGGGUACAACAAGGAGCACAUUCAUUUGCGUGACGCCGUUAUUGGUAACGUAGAUGCAACUAAUGACAUCAACAUCGGUAGCGCAUAUAUUCUGUCAUCAUCAUACAUUGGUAGUCCGCGUCAUAUGCAAGAGUAUAUUCAAGACGCCAUGGCUUACGUACGUGCAUAUGGCCGACCAGAUCUUUUUAUCACAUUUACGUGUAAUCCAAACUGGGAUGAAAUUUACUGUACGAAACAUUUUCCAAAACCAUGCCAAUCUGAUACUAUCACCAAUAUUGACGGUUAUCCAUCUUACCGGCGUAGAGACGUAGACAAUGGCGGUCAAUCAUGUGAAUUGCGUCUGUCAAACGGUGUGAGAUUAGAUAUUGAUAAUCGCUGGGUAGUUCCAUAUUCACCAUUGCUGUGCAAAACCUAUAAAGCGCACAUAAACGUUGAACCAUGCAGUUCAGUGAAAUCUAUAAAAUACAUUUGUAAGUAUGUUCACAAGGGCAGUGAUAAAGCUGUAUUCCCUGUUCAAAAUGUAAAUGACAAUGACGAAAUUACACGUCAUCAAAUGGGUCGAUACAUAAGCAGUAACGAAGCUAUUUGGCGCAUUUUUACGUUUCCUAUACAUGAAAGGGAUCCUGCUGUUAUACAUUUGGCUGUGCAUCUUGAAAACGGACAGCGUGUUUACUUUACAGAACAGACUGCACUACAACAAGCUUUAACGGCUCCAAAAACAACUCUUACUGAAUUUUUCGACCUUUGUUGCUGA